This is a messenger RNA of Pyrus x bretschneideri (Chinese white pear), 876 nucleotides long. Its product is annotated as late embryogenesis abundant protein-like. NCBI's taxonomy places the organism in Eukaryota, Viridiplantae, Streptophyta, Magnoliopsida, Rosales, Rosaceae. Bases 94 to 723 code for a protein of 209 amino acids. The transcript has 2 exons. The record is from RefSeq and is a predicted model, not a curated record. Gene Ontology annotation, biological process: response to water.
UCUCCACCGUCAUUCAUUUGCCCUUUAAAGAAAGACCAACCCUCCUCAAAUUUGUUCGUGUUCGAACAUCAAUAGAUUGAAACAAUCAUUCAAAUGGCUCAAAUUAGGGACGAGUACGGAAACCCGGUGCAGCUCACAGAUGAGCUUGGAAACCCUGUCAAAUUGACAGACGAGCUUGGAAACCCUAUUCACCUCACAGGCGUGGCCGCCACCACGGGAGGAACGGGAACCGGAACCGAAACAGACACCAGUGAAGGUAUGCAUGUUCCUGCCUCCGGAACCACUGGAGGUGGAGGGUAUGGAGAGCAUGGUGGCGCGCUGGGUGGUGCUGGAGCUGCAGCAGGGCAUGGCAUGUUUGGUGGCAAACAAACAAGUGAUCAAUCUCAUGGGUAUGGUGUCGGUGAGCACAGACAACAGCAGCCCCAUGGCAGUCUUGGUAGUGAACUGCGUCGUUCUGGCAGCUCAAGCUCGAGCUCUGAGGAGGAUGACGGGCAAGGUGGGAGAAGGAAGAAAAAGGGGCUGAAAGGGAAAAUAGAGGACAAAUUCGGUGGGAAGAAGCACAAGGACGAUCAGCAGCAAGCACAGACAGAUGGCCAUAGCCAUGGACAUGCAACCAUAGCUGUCGGAACCACCACCGUCACAACAGUCACAACCGAACCUGAGAAGAGAAGUAUGAUGGAGAAGAUCAAGGACAAGUUGCCUGGUCAUCGUAGCCACCACUAAUUAAAUUAGUUCUUCAAAGCGUUAAUUAGUAUAUGCAUGGAUGGUAAUAUUCUGGAAUAAGAAUGUACUGUGUGUAUAAUAAAGAACUGUUGCAUCUGUGUGUAUAAUAAAUAACUGUUGCAACUGUUCUAGCUGCAGAGUGCUUAUUUCCAA